CCUUCAUGGGUCAUGGUGAAGUAUCACCCGCAAACACGUUCGGGUUUCUACACCCGUUCUUUCCAAGUUGUUACUUCCUCUUCUUCCAUUCCACUACUUGUCUCUUUCGUCCUAUCUAUCAUCUAUAAAACACCCACCAAUUUGGGUUCUUUUUCGCAGCACUUGACUACAUCAAAUUCCCCUUUUCUUCAAUUUAGGGACGCAAACAUAAUCCAAUUCUAGAUUCAUCUAAAGCAGAUUAAUGGCUUCCAUUAACAUGUCUUCCGCAUCCACAUCUUUACUUCGCUCAAAGAUGAUCACAAACUUCAGCUCAUACAACAGUCUUCACUCUGUAAAUCUCAUCUCAUCCAAUGGGCAUACAUCAGAGACAUUUCUCCAUCUCACUACCAAAUCAUUCUCCAAAACUAAACCCGAUGGUAGACUCAGAGCUUCACUAUUACCUCUAGAAGCUUUGGGUACACUAUCAGCUGAAACCACUCCUACCAUGAACAGUUUCUCUAAUGAAGCUGAUGAAUAUGAUUUAGAUCAACCCACCACAGGCUUUUCAUCCAUUCCAGAAGCAAUUGAAGAUAUACGCCAAGGAAAGAUGGUAGUUGUAGUAGACGAUGAAGACAGAGAAAACGAAGGGGAUUUGAUAAUGGCAGCAUCAUGUGUCACACCAGAAGCCAUGGCUUUUAUAGUCAAACAUGGAACUGGGAUUGUUUGUGUAAGCAUGAAAGGAGAAGAUUUGGAUCGUUUGGAGCUUCCAUUAAUGGUAACUCACAAAGACAAUGAAGAAAAGCUCUCCACAGCAUUCACAGUAUCAGUCGAUGCAAAACAUGGCACAACUACUGGUGUAUCUGCCCGAGAUCGGGCAGCCACCAUUAAAGCUUUAUCUUCUAAAGAUUCACUGCCCGGUGAUUUCAACCGCCCGGGACAUAUAUUUCCAUUGAAAUACAGAGAAGGUGGUGUUUUGAAAAGAGCUGGACAUACUGAAGCUUCUGUAGAUUUAGCAGUUUUAGCUGGAUUUGAUCCUGUAGCUGUUUUAUGUGAGAUUGUUGAUGAUGAUGGCUCCAUGGCUAGAUUGCCAAAGCUUCGCGAAUUUGUCAAAAGGGAGAACUUAAAGCUUAUAUCUAUUGCUGAUCUUAUCAGGUAUAGAAGGAAGACAGAUAAACUAGUGGAACGUGCUUCUGCUGCACGUAUACCUACUACGUGGGGCCCAUUUGUUGCGUAUUGUUAUAGAUCAAUCUUAGAUGGAAUGGAACAUAUAGCAAUGGUGAAGGGUGAGAUUGGUGAUGGGAAUGAGAUUCUUGUAAGGGUACAUUCGGAAUGUUUAACAGGAGACAUAUUUGGGUCUGCAAGAUGUGAUUGUGGGAACCAAUUAGCACUUGCAAUGCAACAGAUUGAAGAGGCGGGAAGGGGCGUUUUGGUCUAUUUGAGAGGUCAUGAGGGUAGGGGGAUUGGAUUAGGGCAUAAGCUUCGUGCUUAUAAUUUGCAAGAUGAUGGUCGUGACACUGUUGAAGCUAAUGAGGAGCUUGGUUUGCCUGUUGAUUCUAGGGAGUAUGGAAUUGGUGCUCAGAUAUUGAGAGAUUUGGGAGUGAGAACAAUGAAGCUGAUGACAAAUAAUCCUGCUAAAUACAGUGGAUUGAAGGGAUAUGGUUUGGAAGUUGCAGGAAGAGUUCCUCUUUUGACUCCAAUUACAAAACACAACAAAAGAUACCUUGAGACCAAAAGAGCCAAAAUGGGACACGUGUAUGGAUCCUCUGGGAACAACAACAAUGGUGCCUCCCUCCAACUAAACUUAUAUAAUGUGAGGGAGAAUGUUGUGCAAGGUCCAAAUGGCAUGAAGACAGUUGCAAUUACAAUUGAUGAUGAUUUACAUGUUGAUGAAGAGGAAGAGAGUAGGAAGAAAGAGAAGCUUGGAAAAGAACACCAUUAA
This is a messenger RNA of Lactuca saligna, 1918 nucleotides long. The record is from the annotation of a GenBank genome assembly. Lineage: Eukaryota; Viridiplantae; Streptophyta; Magnoliopsida; Asterales; Asteraceae.